Messenger RNA from Aspergillus welwitschiae, 2415 nucleotides. RefSeq names its product calpain-like protein. The record is from RefSeq and is a predicted model, not a curated record. Gene Ontology annotation, molecular function: calcium-dependent cysteine-type endopeptidase activity. Gene Ontology annotation, cellular component: cytoplasm. NCBI's taxonomy places the organism in Eukaryota, Fungi, Ascomycota, Eurotiomycetes, Eurotiales, Aspergillaceae. The transcript is spliced from 7 exons. The coding region runs from base 1 to 2415 and encodes 804 amino acids. Gene Ontology annotation, biological process: proteolysis.
AUGGACUGCGACGACCAUCAAGACUUGGUCUAUACCCCUCCCCCUUCCUCACGAUCAGAGAGUCGUAUGCGCAAAAGGCCAACCCGGCCACCACAGGAUACAAUGCAGCAGUUUUGGGACGGUUUCAAUUCCAAGUUUCCUGGAUUGGUCCAUACAGUUUUGCCAGACAAUCCGUAUGCGCGCAACAAAGCUGCCAGGGCCCCCUCGGGUAAAGUCCAGGGCCAACAUGCUUCAAAGUCGUAUGAACAGGCUCGGGCAGAGUGUCAGCGCGCUGUGGAGCGUAUUGCAAGGGAAUGUGAGCGACUCAAUCAGAAGUAUACCGACCCGCACUUCGACAUAGAAGUAGAUUUGAAAUGCAGGAGGAGAAACUAUCUAGAAGGACUAGAUGAGGAGAAUUUGGAAAUGCUUCCACGAGGCGUCAAGAGAGUAACAGAAAUAUUCGAGAAACCAGAGUUUUACAUCAAUGGGCCCACUGCCUCUGACGUGCGCCAAGGUCGAGACGGCGACUGUUGGUUUAUGGCCGCGCUAUGUACCAUGGGUAACAAACAAGGAUUGAUCGAGAAGAUUUGUGUAGCUCGCAAUGAGAAGAUCGGAGUCUACGGGUUUUUGUUUUACAGAGACGGUGAAUGGCAGCAAUGCAUCGUGGAUGACAAGCUGUAUCUCCGUGCCGCUGAUUACGAUGAGUCUGUGGAGGAACGAUCAAUCUGGGAUGACAUCAAUCGGAUCGAUACGGAGGAAGAAUAUCGUAAAGUCUGGCAGACUGGGUCACGGGCUCUCUAUUUCGCCCAAUGCGCAGAUGAGAAUGAGACCUGGCUGCCGUUGCUGGAAAAGGCCUAUGCUAAGGCUCAUGGCGACUAUUCCGCCAUCGAAGGCGGGUUUGUUGGGGAGGCGCUUGAGGACCUCACCGGCGGCGUCACUUCCGACGUACUCACUAGCAAUAUUCUGGACAAGGAUCGGUUUUGGAAAGAAGAACUCAUGCACGUCAACCAGGAAUUUCUCUUUGGCUGCGGCACCGGGAUUUUUUCCAACUGGCUGGAGCCAGAAUACUCUGGGCCUCCGAGAGAUAGGAAAGGUAUCUGUGAGAACCACUCAUACUCGAUUAUGGAGGCGAGGGAAGUUGAUGGGCAGCGCUUGCUCCGGCUGAGAAACCCUUGGGGUAAGAAGGAAUGGACUGGAGCAUGGAGUGACGGCUCCGAGCAAUGGACCCCGGAAUGGAUGGAGAAACUGGGACACAGAUUUGGCAAUGACGGCUUCUUCUGGAUUUCCUACGAUGACCUCCUCAAGAAGUACCAACACUUCGAUCGAAUCCGUCUUUUCAACGACGACUGGACAGUCACCCAGCAAUGGACGAGCCUGAACGUCCCAUGGUCAGCAACUUACCACAGCACAAAGUUCGUACUAGAUGUGAAGAACCCUGGCCCUGCUGUGAUCGUUCUCUCCCAGCUCGAUGAACGGUACUACAAAGGCCUAUCCGGCGAAUACGACUUCGACCUCAAAUUCCGCCUACAAAAAGAAGGCGAAGACGACUAUUUCGUCCGCAGCCACGGCAACGAGCUAAUGUGGCGAUCCGUCAACGUCGAAGUCGACCUCGAAGCAGGACGCUACCACGUCCUCAUGAAAGUCACAGCAUAUCGAAACAAAGAAAAGCUCCCUGUAGAAGAAGUCGUCCGUCGCUUAGCACCCACUCGCCGCGGCAAGCUACUUCAGAUUGGCCUCUCCUACGACCUAGCACACGCAAAAGGCAUCGUCCACGAAACUGAAAAUGAGAAACGCGCACGUCAAGAACGCGAGGAACGGCGAAAAGCAGCCGAUCGCAGAAAACGAAGAGAAGAAACCAAGGAGAGAUUGCAGAAAGAAUGGAUCCGGGCAAGAAAACUCGAAGCCAGACAUAAGAGAUUUGACGAAAGAUUUGCUGCUAAAUCUGGCAAGGAACGGGUUGUUAGGGACGACGGACCACCUGAGGAAGUUGUUCCUGACGGUCCCGUGCAAUCACCAAUCAGUGAACUAAAUCUCACCAAGGAAACCUCUGUUCCUUCAAUCUCAGUUGAGAACGGUCAUCCCCCUGACCACUGUGUCCGAAGCAGAAGCAAGACUUCCCUAUCCGUUCGAGUUAAGAACUCUUCUUCUUACCAUGCUGCAAACUCAGCAUACUUGGAAGGAUUUGAAUUCGACUCGGAUAUCGAUAUGUCUUCAGACGAUGAGCCAACCGAGAUCCGCACGCCGGCCAAAUCUGUUAGCAGCGCUGGCGAAGGCGAUGCCAAUAGCGAUCCAUGGAAUGCCGUCUGUGUGGUUGGGUUGAGGGUUUAUUCGAAAGAUCCUCAGUUGUCUCUGGAGGUUCUGCGUCCCGUGCCGGAGGACGAUGUCGAGGCGUCACUUGAUAUGGACGACCCGUCAGCAAGCGCAGCUACUGAAUAA